CCUUAUCAGUUAAGCAAACCGUUAUCACGGUAAUGCGUAAAGUCGAAAAACGAAGCUAAAUCUGAGUCAGAACCUCCCAAGAAAGGUUAGCAUUGAGGGAAGAAAGAAAUGCCAUUGAUGAGAAGCAGCUCCCUCCCCAAACCAGCCGAAUCAGCGGAGCACCGAACUGACACCUCAGUUAAAUUCGGCACUCCCGAGGCCCUCGACUACGUCCGCUCCCUUACCGACGUGGGAGCCAUGACGCGUCUCCUCCACGAAUGCGUCGCUUACCAGCGAGCCCUCGAUCUAGACCUCGACACCCUCCUCUCCCAGCGUUCCGACCUCGACAAGACUCUCAACAACCUCCAAAGAUCCGCUGACGUUCUCGACAUCGUCAAGGCCGAAUCCGAUCACAUGCUCUCCAACAUCACCUCCACCUGUGACCUCGCCAACCAAGUCAGCCGCAAGGUCCGCGAACUCGACCUCGCUCAAUCCCGCGUUAACUCCACGCUCCUCCGCAUUGACGCCAUUGUAGAGAGGGGGAAUUGCAUCGAUGGCGUCAAAAGCGCUCUCGACGCUGAGGAUUAUGAGUCAGCCACCGAAUACGUACGGACGUUUCUGGAGAUCGAUGAUAAGUUUAAGGAUUCUGAAUCCGACCAAAGGAAACAGUUGUUAGCGUCGAAGAAGCUGCUGGAAGGGAUUGUAAAGAAGAAACUCACGGCUGCCGUGGAUCAAAGGGAUCAUCCUACUAUUUUGAGAUUUAUUAAGCUUUAUUCGCCCUUGGGGCUUGAUGAAGAAGGCUUGCAAAUUUAUGUUGGGUAUUUGAAGAAAGUGAUUGGGAUGAGAUCUAGAUUAGAAUAUGAGCAUUUGAUUGAGUUAGUGGAACAGAGCCAUGGACAAAAUCAGAACCAUCAAGUAAAUUUUGUUGGGUGUUUGACUAAUUUGUUUAAAGAUAUUGUUUUGGCUGUCGAGGAAAAUGACGAGAUUUUAAGGAGUCUUUGUGGAGAAGAUGGAGUGGCGUAUGCAAUAUUUGAGUUACAAGAGGAAUGUGAUUCAAGGGGUUCUUUGAUUUUGAAAAAAUAUAUGGAAUUUAGGAAAUUGGCUAAGUUGUCUUCUGAGAUCAAUGCUCAGAAUAAUCAUUUGUUAACUGUUGGAGCACCCGAAGGACCCAAUCCGAGGGAGAUUGAGUUGUAUUUAGAAGAAAUACUGUCCUUGAUGCAACUUGGUGAAGAUUACACAGAAUAUAUGAUCUCAAAGAUCAAGGGGAUGCCAACUGUGGAUCCAGAUUUAGUCCUGCGGGCCACUAAAGCUUUUAGGGCAGGAAGUUUUAGCAAAGUUGUUCAAGAUGUUACUGGUUUUUACGUGAUUUUGGAGGGAUUCUUUAUGGUGGAAAAUUUGAGGAAAGCAAUUGGGAUUGAUGAACAUGUAUCUGAUAGCCUUACUACUUCAAUGGUGGAUGAUGUGUUUUAUGUUUUGCAAAGUUGCUUGCGAAGGGCAAUUUCUACUUCUAAUAUUAGCUCCGUGGUUGCGGUACUGAGCGGUGCUAGUAGUUUGCUGAAUAAUGAAUACUAUGAAGCUUUGCAACUAAAAUUAAGAGAACCAAAUCUUGGGGCAAAGCUGUUCUUGGGUGGUGAUGGUGUUCAAAAGACUGGGACCGAGAUAGCUACAGCACUGAAUAAUAUAGAUCUUAGCAGUGAGUAUGUCCUGAAACUAAAACAUGAAAUUGAAGAGCAGUGUGCCGAGGUGUUUCCUGCACCGGCUGAAAGGGAAAAGGUGAAAUCUUGUUUGUCUGAGCUGGCUGACUUAAGCAACACUUUCAGACAAGCCUUGAAUGCUGGUAUGGAACAACUUGUGGCAACUGUGACACCUCGAAUCCGCCCAGUAUUAGACAGUGUAGCAACCAUCUGCUAUGAACUAUCAGAGUCUGAAUAUGCAGAUAAUGAGGUUAAUGAUCCGUGGGUACAGAGGCUUCUUCAUGCAGUUGAAAUUAAUGUGGCUUGGCUCCAACCUCUAAUGACUGGUAACAACUACGAUGCAUUUGUACGUUUGGUGCUUGACUUCAUCGUGAAGCGGCUGGAAGUGAUAAUGAUGCAGAAAAGGUUUAGUCAGCUCGGAGGGCUUCAGCUUGACAGAGAUACCAGAGCUUUGGUAAGCCAUUUCUCGGGGAUGACACAGAAGACAGUGAGAGACAAAUUUGCUCGUCUUACGCAAAUGGCAACGAUCCUGAACUUGGAAAAGGUUUCCGAAAUUCUGGAUUUCUGGGGUGAGAACUCAGGACCAAUGACCUGGAGACUGACCCCUGCUGAGGUUAGGAGAGUUUUGAGUCUUAGGGUUGAUUUUAAACCUGAAGCAAUUGCUGCUUUGAAAUUGUAAGACCCCGUAAAGUAUCUCCCUUUUAUAAUGAUAAUUGUCUUGCAUUCUUGGCCUUUUGCCAUUGUCAUUGAUAUGAGUAAAUAAUAUAAAGUAUCAAACAGAGUACAUCUUCUGGAUUAAUUGACUAUUGAGUUUGUGUCCAAA
Messenger RNA from Gossypium raimondii (Peruvian cotton), 2496 nucleotides. RefSeq names its product conserved oligomeric Golgi complex subunit 4. Bases 109 to 2352 code for a protein of 747 amino acids. NCBI's taxonomy places the organism in Eukaryota, Viridiplantae, Streptophyta, Magnoliopsida, Malvales, Malvaceae. The transcript is spliced from 2 exons. The record is from RefSeq and is a predicted model, not a curated record.